AUGCCCAUAACGUAUGGCCCGUCAGUAAUUUCCGACUUCGGUGCUGCUCGUCUCAGGAAACCUGGCGAGAAGUGCUCUGGCGAUGUCAUGCCGGGAGUGUAUAGAGCACCCGAAAUCAUUGUUGGCGCGCAGUGGGGUUCUAAAGUAGACAUAUGGUGUAUUGGCGUUAUGGCGGUCGCCUUUUUCGCGCUGUCAAAGAUGGCCGUCUUGACGACGAAUAGCACCUUGCCGAGAUGGUCUUUCUUCUUGGUCCUUCAGCCAAAGGAGUUCCUGGAGAUGAGCGAAAAGUGCCGACACGAUUGGGAUGUAGAUGGCUGCUGGAUUGCGUCCACACCCAUCCUAGACCGAAGCAUCGAGAGUCAUGAGACGCGUCUGGAAGUCAAGGAAAAAGAGCUUCUUGUGGCAUUAGCUAGAAAGAUCCUGCGCUAG
Messenger RNA from Grosmannia clavigera kw1407, 429 nucleotides. RefSeq names its product protein kinase. Lineage: Eukaryota; Fungi; Ascomycota; Sordariomycetes; Ophiostomatales; Ophiostomataceae. The record is from RefSeq and is a predicted model, not a curated record. The transcript is spliced from 3 exons. The coding region runs from base 1 to 429 and encodes 142 amino acids. Gene Ontology annotation, biological process: protein phosphorylation. Gene Ontology annotation, molecular function: ATP binding; protein kinase activity.